Vitis vinifera (wine grape) is the source of this 2007-nucleotide messenger RNA. RefSeq names its product GRAS family protein RAM1. The record is from RefSeq and is a predicted model, not a curated record. Lineage: Eukaryota; Viridiplantae; Streptophyta; Magnoliopsida; Vitales; Vitaceae. Gene Ontology annotation, molecular function: sequence-specific DNA binding; DNA-binding transcription factor activity. Bases 1 to 2007 code for a protein of 668 amino acids. The transcript has 2 exons. Gene Ontology annotation, cellular component: nucleus. Gene Ontology annotation, biological process: regulation of DNA-templated transcription.
AUGAUCAAUUCUCUCUGUGGAAGCAUGGGGUCUCUGAACAGCGAGAGCUCAUGCACGAAACUGCAGCAGCCAACUUCCCCGAAUAAGUCGAUUUUGGAGUCAAGAAAGGCUCCUCUCUCGUCUGAUUUGGAAUCAAACAGCUUGGCCCCGUCCAGCCUCAACUUGCAUGGACUCAAGUUUGAUGUGGAUGGAGAUGCUGAAGUCCAGUCACCUGACAGUUCAAUGUGGGAGGCCUUUUUCACUGAUCACUUCGACUCUGAUUUCAUGAUCUCGUCCCCGGUCAGGAGUUCACCAAUGAAUUACAAUUACAACCAUGUUCAAUCAAUGCAAGGGCAGAGCCUUCUGGGGUGCUCUCCUCCUCGCAAUUCAUCUCAACUAGGAUCUUUCAGCAGCACCCACAAAGGGAAAGGACAGAGUCCACUCCAUAAGGUUUUCAACUCUCCCACAUAUCAGUAUAUUCAGCCUGAUACCCUUUCACUGCCACCUCUCGAUAGUCUUUUGGAUGAUUACCAGAGAGAUGGAGUUGGAGCAUCUUCAUACCCCAUGAUGAAGAUACCGGCUGUGGGAAUUUCCGGUGCUUCAAGUUUGGCACAGUACCUGGAUAUGCCAAUAACAAUUCAUCCGACAGCGUUGGAUUUGCCACUUCAGAACACUUGGAGGUUUUCUGGACCAGUGAGUGAAUCCUCGGCCACUGGAGGUUCUCAACUAACCCAGGAGAAAGAUAUGUAUCAGAUGGGCUCUAUGUCAAGCACUGCAUCAUUGUCACAGCAACUGCAAGAAGAACACCAGCAAGAGCAGCAACUUCAGCAGAAGCAGCAGCAAUUGCAGGAGAUCCAGAACCCUAACCAUGGCUUGAUGGUGCCUCAUCCUCUUGGGUCUGAGCAGGAACAUGAUAGUGGCCUCCAACUGGUGCACUUUCUUCUUGCUUGCGCAGAAGCAGUCGCCAAAGAGGACUACAUGUUGGCAAGGAGGUACCUGCACCACCUCAAUCGGGUGGUUACUCCCCUUGGAGACUCCAUGCAAAGAGUAGCCUCGUGCUUCACCGAAGCCUUGAGCGCAAGGCUUGCAGCAACUCUAACCCCGAAACCCAGUACCUCCACCACAAAGCCCUUCAAUCCCUUCCCACCAAACUCGUUAGAAAUCCUCAAGAUUUACCAGAUUCUCUAUCAAGCCUGCCCCUACAUCAAGUUCGCCCACUUCACUGCUAACCAAGCCAUUUUUGAAGCCUUUGAAGCUGAAGAACGUGUUCAUGUCAUCGACCUCGAUAUCCUCCAAGGAUACCAGUGGCCAGCCUUCAUACAGGCCCUAGCCGCCCGACCCGGUGGCGCUCCAUUUCUCCGUAUAACAGGCGUCGGAUGCUCUCCAGAAAGCGUGAGGGAGACGGGUCGUUGUUUAACUGAAUUAGCCCAUUCUCUCCAUGUCCCAUUUGAGUUCCACCCGGUUGGAGAGGAACUCGAGGACCUUAAGCCCCACAUGUUCAACCGGCGGGUCGGCGAGGCUCUUGCUGUGAACUCCGCUAACCGCCUCCACCGCGUCCCAACAAAUUUCCUGGGGAACCUGCUGGCCAUGAUCCGAGACCAAGCGCCCAAUAUCGUAACCAUAGUGGAACAAGAAGCAAGCCAUAACGGGCCUUACUUCCUGGGCAGAUUCCUGGAAGCAUUACACUAUUACUCUGCAAUUUUCGACUCCUUGGAUGCAACAUUCCCACCAGACUCCGCACAGAGGGCGAAGCUGGAGCAGUACAUAUUCGCACCAGUGAUAAGGAACAUAGUGGCGUGUGAGGGGGCAGAGAGGGUGAUGAGGCACGAGAGGUUGGAGAAGUGGAGGAAACUAAUGGAAGGGAAGGGUUUUCAGGGGGUACCACUGAGUGCAAAUGCGGUGACACAAUCCAAAAUACUGUUGGGACUUUACUCAUGCGAUGGAUACAGGUUGACGGAGGACAAGGGCUGCUUGCUCUUGGGGUGGCAAGAUAGAGCCAUUCUUGCUGCUUCGGCUUGGCGAUGCUGA